Messenger RNA from Aspergillus affinis, 5409 nucleotides. RefSeq names its product putative amino acid transporter. NCBI's taxonomy places the organism in Eukaryota, Fungi, Ascomycota, Eurotiomycetes, Eurotiales, Aspergillaceae. The coding region runs from base 1 to 5409 and encodes 1802 amino acids. The transcript is spliced from 8 exons. The record is from RefSeq and is a predicted model, not a curated record.
AUGUCAGAAGUUGUGGAAGCUCGUUACUGCCUGGAUGGACCAGAGUCCGUUGAUGCGAACUUUGGACGUCUGACUGGUCGUGAGCUGGUGCUGAGGGAUCAAAGCUUGAUAUUCCGCGAUGCAGAAACCAGGGUUCUAUCUGCGUGGGCUCUCCUCGUUGACAGAUAUUUCGAUACGCCUCUUGUCUCCUUCGUCGUGGCGAGGGCCGGUCCAGAAGAUAAGCCGCUGGGAAAGAAUGCUGUUAAGAGUCUUUCUCUUCGGAUUGAGCAUGAAUGGAGUGUUCAACAAUUGCAGGAAGCCCUCUCAGAAGCCAAGGAUACACGUGGGGAGUCUGCUGACAAGGAUUCAGCUUCUAAUACGGCAGUCCUCUUUCUCGAGGCCUCCGACACGGAUGCUGUCUGCUACCACAAGGAGCUAGAGUCUUUAUUCCAGCAGUUGGGAAAUGUUUGUCAGAGCCAAAUUAUCUUGAUGCCGUUAUCUCUUGCUGAUAGUUCACGAGGUUGCGUUACUGUUGACGGUGUGCCCGACAAGCCAAUGCCUCUCCUUCGGCGUCUAUUCGCCUUCUUUAAUGCCAUGGAUAGCAAUGAAACACCAAUCACAGAACUCGACUUGAUCAGUUCUUAUGAUGUUCAGCGACUUCGGUCAUGGGCGAUAUGUGGUGAGGAAGAACGAUCACCCUGCAUCCACGAUCUAGUCAGUCGACACUAUCGAGAGCGACCAACUGAAGUCGCAGUCUCGAACACUCGAGAACAAGUUACAUAUAAGCAGCUGGGGCAGAAAUCAGCCGUCAUUGCUGACAUUCUUCGGGGGGCUGGUGUUCAGCCUGGAUGUAGAGUUGGAUUUUGCAUGAACAAAUCUACACUAGCCAUCAUCACGAUCCUGGGAAUUCUUCGUGCCGGUGCUGUAUAUGUACCGAUCAGCGAGGGUUGCUCUGCUCAUCGAAUGUCCGAUAUCCUUGGGAGAGUGGAGGCGAAACUCUUCAUCGCCGAGAGACACGUUCAGCAGAGAUUCGAGGACAUCGAUUUGUCAGGCAUUCAAAUGAUUGACCCAGCCUCUCUGGACUUGGAAUUGAUUCCCAAAGCUUGGGAUCGAGAAGUUAACCUCAAUACCUCCAGUCUCGCAUAUAUUGUCUUCACGUCCGGCAGCACAGGCAAGCCUAAAGGGGUGAUGCAUGAGCAUCAUGCGGUUUCCGGUGGGCUACGAGCGAUUGUGAAAAGCUUCGGGCUUAAUCAAAGUACCAAGUUUCUUCAAUUUGCAGAUUUUGCCUUUGACGCUAGUAUCUGUGAGAUACUUGGCCCCCUUGUCUCCGGAGGUCAGGUGUGCGUGCCAUCUGAGAAACAACGAGUCGAGACUCUUGAAUCGGUGAUGGAGGCCCUUCAAGUCACCGACGCUUCCUUAACGCCAGUCGUUCUAGAUCAACUCCAAGCCAAUCAAGUACCUUGUCUUAGAAAUCUUUACAUUGGCGGCGAGGCUCCCUCGCAAAGAAUUAUUGACAGCUGGGCGAAUCAUGUCCGGCUCAGCAACAUUUACGGGACAAGUGAAACUGGCAUAUGGGAUACGAUUCAGCUCGAGAUCAUCCGCAGCGAUAGCGCAAAGAACAUCGGUCGGGGAAUUGGUGCCAACUGCUGGGUCGUCAAUCCAAGCGAUGUCAGCAAGUUGCAGCCGGUCGGCGUGAAGGGCGAGUUGCUUAUCCAGACCCCCUUCCUCGGGAGAGGAUAUCUAGAUGAGCCCGCGACAAGUGCAAAUGUGUUCCUACCGGCUCCCAACUUCGCCGCUCAGGUAGGAGGCGACACCAGCCUUCGAUGUUACAGGACUGGCGAUCUAGCCCGGUGUGAGCAGGAUGGCAGUAUCACCUACUGCGGGCGUGAAAGUGGUUUUAUCAAGAUUCGGGGAUUUCGAGUCGAUCUUGGGGAAGUGGAGAUAGCGAUGAGCUCUUGCCUUGACCACGGACGUGCAGCUGUGAUAGCGGCGGGGGGCAAUGACCGGCAUGACACCACGGAGAUUAUUGCCUUUGUGGAAGUGGGCAACGUUGAUCCUAGAUCAGUCUCUGCUGGCGAGCUAAGUGAGAAGUUACGGUCAACACUGCCACGCUACAUGGUACCGACGGUGUACAUACCCCUGCCAGAGCUACCGUGCAAUCAGUCCAAAAAGAUUGAUCGGCCCCAGCUGCGAUCACUGUUCACGCAGCUCAGUUCCACUGAGCUCGUGGCGCUGAGACCUGGUGGCAAGGCACUUCAUCAAUGGCCGAAGAUUGACCAUAGGCGUGCGAUAGCUCUUGAGAUUAGCAAAACCAUCUCGGAUUUGAUCAUCGGCUCACAGGACUCAAGCUCGGAGACUCUUCAGGGCUUAGACUUCAGUCUCUCCAGUGUGGGCUUGAAUUCGAUCCAGCUGGCAUAUCUAGCUGGUUGGAUCCGUCGCCGUUGGCAGAAAAGUGUUAGCAUCCAGACUUUGCUGGAAUCCGGCAUCACUGUAUGUCAGCUGGAGGAGCACCUGCUACAGAACCUUGAGAGCGCGGAAGGCGCAUCGCAGAGGGACAUUCUUCGGGAACUCGACAACCUGAUGCAGAGCACCCAAUUUCCCAAUCUGCAUAUCCGUGGGCGGACAAUUUUCCUGACAUCAAUGACGGGCUUUCUCGGCACUCAGAUUUUGCGAUUUCUUUUGUAUAAUCCAGAAGUCGAUCGCAUAGUUGGACUGGUACGCGCAGACAGCGAGAUUGAUGCAAGGGAAAGAACUCAUGCACAGGCAGCGGCUGGCGGCUGGUGGAAGGGUGACUUUGAUUCCCGAAUUAUUGUCUGGUUGGGCGAUCUAAAGAAGCCCAAACUGGGUCUGAGCCAGAACAAUUGGAAUUGCCUGCGUGGGAGGGCUCCGGAGCUACAUAUUGAUGGUAUCAUCCAUAACGGGGCACGCGUCAAUUGGCUGGAAGACUACAACAAACUGAAGGCUGCCAACGUCGACAGUACCGUCGCGCUUUUGCAAGCAUAUUCCUAUAGGCCAGUGCCUUGUCCAUUCACCUACGUGUCAGGGGGCUAUCUCCCACUUCCCACAGACACGAGGGAUCAAAUCGGAGAGAAGCUCUCCACAGCGAGCGGAUAUGACCAAACAAAAUACCUUUCGCGUUUGAUUAUCGAGGAAUAUAACAGUCGCCUCGAAUCAAAAGAAUCUCUCGAGUGGCCUCGAAUUCGGAUUGUUCAGCCAGGUUUCAUCGUCGGCACACGAUGGGAGGGCAUCGCCCACACGGAGGAUUUCCUAUGGCGCCUGGCCUACUGCAUUGUAUCACUCGGCGCCGUGAGCGAAGAUUUGGAGAAAUUGUGGAUUCCCGUUGCUGGGGCUGAUCAGAUCGCAUCUCUCGUCGUUGCAGGGGUGUUCCAUAAAAACACUAAAAGCGUUGUCGAUUGUCGACAGGGCAUCACCGUAUAUGAGUUUUGCAACAUUCUAAGUGACCAGACUGGCCUUCGAAUUGGCACACAAGAUCAUCAGCGGUGGCUCGCCUCUUUACGGGAACAAGUUGACCAGAAUCCCUUGGAUCACCCCUUCACGCCUUUGCUCCAGUGUAUUGAUGCCGAUGACUGGCAAUUGACCCCAGUCCCGCCGAAGGAUCAAAUCGGCGAUUAUUUAUACCGACAAGACACCGUUAUGGCUCUGGAGAAGAGUGUGCAAUAUCUGAUGGGUAUUGGAUUUUUGCCUUGCGGAGAGGGGCGCGCAGUCGUGGGAGAUGGAAAGGAUGAAGGACAGGAAUCGCUCUUGGCUGACCACGAUGGCCUUGACAGGCCAGAUGGAUCCCUCUCAUUUCCAGGGACCCCUAACGAAGAACAUGAGCUUGUAGCCCGUCCUGACCCCGUCAACGCAACCCCGGUUUCGCCCUCCGCACUCCCCAAUGCAACGCCGCAACAAUCCUCCAUAUCUCAACCUACGCCUGACGGACAACGUCGCCCUCCUCGCACCACAAACCGGGUUCGAUUCGAUCUUGAGGACGACCCAGAAGAUGAUCAGCAACCGGCCGCAUAUACCCGCACCUCGGAGGACUCGCCGUGGUUGGAGGAAGAAGAUUACGCUCGCGACGGCGGAAAUCGAUCUGGAAGGAAUAACAGGGGACAGAUGGUGCCUCUUCUGACCGAUAUCGAAGCCCCGAGUGUGACUCUCGCGACGUCUGAGGAUUUCUUUCCCGAACAAUACCUAGAAGAUGCCCGCCCCCGGAGCGGAAUGCGCAUGGCAUUCAUGAACAUGGCCAACAGCAUCAUAGGCGCCGGAAUCAUAGGUCAACCCUACGCACUGAAGCAGGCAGGCUUGAUAACAGGUCUUGCGCUUCUGAUUGCUCUGACCAUUGUGGUGGAUUGGACAAUCCGUCUCAUCGUGGUCAACUCCAAGCUGAGCGGCGCGGACUCCUUUCAGGCCACGAUGCAGCAUUGCUUUGGCAAAAGUGGCCUCAUUGCUAUCUCGAUUGCCCAAUGGGCUUUUGCGUUCGGUGGCAUGAUUGCAUUUUGUAUUAUUGUAGGAGAUACCAUUCCACAUGUAUUCAGCGCCUUGUUCCCCUCCCUCCGAGAUAUGUCGUUCCUUUGGCUUCUUACCGACAGGCGCGCCACUAUCGUGCUUUUUGUCCUGGGUGUUUCGUACCCGCUCUCUUUGUAUCGAGAUAUUGCGAAGCUAGCGAAAGCUUCCACACUGGCCUUACUAAGUAUGAUUGUGAUUCUGGUGGCUGUGCUCACUCAAGGAUUCCGUGUCACGUCGGAUUCUAGAGGAGAGGUCAAAAGUCUGCUCCUGGUAAACUCUGGCUUUUUCCAAGCUGUCGGUGUGAUUUCUUUUGCUUUUGUUUGCCACCAUAACAGUCUUCUCAUCUACGGCUCCUUGAAAAAACCAACUAUGGAUCGCUUCGCAAUGGUGACUCAUUACUCCACGGGAAUCUCGCUGCUGAUGUGCUUGACAAUGGGGAUAUCGGGAUUCCUUUUCUUUGGCUCGAAAACCCAAGGCAAUGUGCUCAACAACUUUCCGUCCGACAACAUCAUGGUUAACAUUGCGCGAUUCUGCUUUGGCCUAAACAUGCUCACGACCUUGCCUCUGGAGGCGUUUGUAUGUCGAUCAGUCAUGACAACCUAUUAUUUCCCGGACGAGCCGUUCAAUAUGAACCGCCAUCUGAUAUUUACCACCGCACUGAUUUUGACUUCGAUGGCCAUGGCUCUCAUUACCUGCGAUCUCGGCGCAGUCUUUGAGCUAAUCGGGGCCACCAGUGCCUCGGCAUUGGCAUACAUCUUUCCGCCUCUAUGUUACAUCAAGUUGAGUAACAAUAGUCGGAAGGCAAAGAUACCGGCGUACGUGUGUAUUGCUUUUGGAAUAACCGUCAUGGGUGUCAGUCUACUGCAGGCAAUUGCCAAAAUGAUCAGAAAUGACGGAGGCGCAAGCACUUGUAGUGCCUAG